Molecule: messenger RNA, 747 nt
Organism: Apodemus sylvaticus (European woodmouse)
Lineage: Eukaryota; Metazoa; Chordata; Mammalia; Rodentia; Muridae
Product: endogenous retrovirus group K member 7 Pro protein-like
Exons: 1
Coding region: 1-747 (248 amino acids)
Biological process (GO): proteolysis
Molecular function (GO): aspartic-type endopeptidase activity; nucleic acid binding
Source: RefSeq, a predicted model, not a curated record
AUGCCUCAAAUGGGAGUACAGUCCAUACCUGUUCAAUUGCCUACACUGCUGCCUCAAGGGACUGUAGGGCUCCUUCUGGGCCAGGGGUCACUUACUCUGCAGGGACUGAUUGUUCAUCCUGGCAUAAUUGAUAAUCAACAUACCCAAGAGAUUCAGGUCUUGUGCUCUAGCCCCAAAGGUAUAUUUUCCAUAAGUAAAGGGGGUAGGGUAGCUCAACUGCUGCUCCUUCCAAGUGCCCACCAAGAACCCAGGAGCAAGCAGAUGGGAUGUUCAUGUCAGGACGCAACCUAUUUGGUUGUUAGCUUACAAGAUAGACCGAAGCUGCUCCUACAAGUUAAUGGCAAAAGUUUUGAAGGCAUUCUAGACACCGGGGCGGAUAAGAGCAUCAUCUCUUCCUACUGGUGGCCACAGUCUUGGCCAAUCACUGAAGCCUCCCAUUCAUUACAGGGGCUGGGCUACAGUGCCCAUCCAACAAUCAGCUCUUCCGCCCUCACUUGGAAACCAGUAGAGGGGCAAGAAGGCAGAUUCACUCCCUAUGUUCUCCCACUACCCGUCAACUUAUGGGGACGGGAUGUCAUGCAUGACGUUGGACUCACUCUGUCCAACGAAUAUUCACCACAAGCAGUCCAAAUCAAGGAAAGAAUAAGGUAUAAAAGAGGAAAAGGGCUGGGGCGACAUGAACGAGGAUGUGUUGAACCUUUAACACCCAAGCUGAACCAAGGUAGACAGGGCUUGGUUUUUUCCUAA